AUGACCUCUAGGUAGAAUGCAAAAUUUUUUUGAUCCCAUAGGUCAGUAUUUUUCAACUGGGAGAACAAGGUCUUUGAGUAUAACAACAUGAGGAACGCGUGUUUUUCAUUUUAAUAAUAAAUGAAACUUUUUUCUAAAUUACUCAAAGUUAACUUUUCUUUUUUUUUUCCUUGAAAUUCCUUUCGAAAAGAAAUAAUCAGAAAUGUCAAGCUUUCAAGAUUUUUGUGUUUUUUAUCUUCUAUUUUUCUGCGUAUUGAUCCAUAGAACUUUCGGUUAUUUUUUUAAAGUUUUUUUCUUCUAUUCAGCGUAAUGUUAAAUCGGCCAACCAGCUUGAUUACUUUACCCGUGAACGUUUUACUAAGUCUACCAACGCGGGAGCACGAAUGUUUUUUGAAUGACUAUUCAGACAAGGUUGGAAUAACAUUUUUCAGUUAUCUAUUAAAAAAGUUCUAGAUGACUAGUCAGUCAUGACUUCUCCCUUUUUCAAACAUAAGUUAUUGAUUUCCGAUUCAGGUGAACUUCGAAGCAAGCACAUAUUGUAGGAACUUUCCUCUUUACGUUCGGGGAAAGCUUUUUUACGUCGACAAGGCGAUUUUUUCCGCAAACUCAGAAUUUUUCAAGGCGAUGAUGGAUUCGGAUCGUUUUUUGGAAGGUAUCAAGAUCAUUAUGGAUUUUUGAGCUGUGGUUUUCGCUUUUUAUUUAAUUAAUUUUUUUGAUUACUUUGACCAUAAAUAAUUUAUAUUGUUUUUAGGAGCUCUGGGCCGAAUCGAAAUUAAUGACGAGUCUCCGGAGGACAUUCUAACGCUGAUUCGAGCUAUCUCACCAAAUUACCUUGGUCUCUAUCCGGACGCUGUUGACGGUUUUAUCUUCUUUAUGUUUCCUUGUUUCAAUUAGCAAAACUUUCAGAGUCCAACGUUUGCAGCCUUUUGAGACUAUGUGAUAAGUAUCUGUUUCUCAACUUGAAAGAAAAUUGUCUUGACUAUUUGCAAAACUACGAGUCAGUUUCAAAAAAAAUGAAGUCAAGUGCUUUAUCUUUGAGAGCUUCUGAGCGGUCUACAAAGCUCAUUUUCCGACUAUUUUGCCAAAUUUGCUCGAUGAAAUGGGAUGUCUGCAAUUUUGAAGAGUUGGAAAUCGUUUCGAAGGCUGUCAGUUUUUUUGAAUUUGAAAUAAUGUUCAAUAACCUUGAUCCGAAUUAAUAUUUACCCUGAAAAAUGUCUAGGUUCGCAACUGUUUGGAUGAAUUACUUCGUUAUCGAAGUGUCGAAAGGCUUGCUGAAAUUCGCCAAAAACUUCACGAUGAACGAAAGAUCAAAAUUUGCGAAGCCAUCCUGAAGGGGUGAGAGUAUUUUCGAAUUUCUAUAAAAACACUUUUUUUUUUAGAAAUGUAUUGUUUUCGCACCGACUUUCGUUUAGAGAGGAAGUCCAGGGGCUCACGUGCCAGUGUUGUAGCCGGAUACGAAGCUUCAAAUCAGGUGGCAGUUGAAACACCGUUGUUCUCAUUUUGGAAAGUGGGAUCCCGAAACCUGAAAGCAAUUUGUUAUUUCUUCGAUAGUUCUACCGUCUUUUUUUUUAGGAAAUAAAUCAUAAAAUGAACCUCCGGCUGCCGAAUUGAAUAUCUUGACAAUGAAAUUAGCUCUUGAGCUUUUUUAUAUUUCUUGGAAUUUUUAUAAGCUAUUUAUCAACUUGUGAUCGAAAGCGAAUAUGAAGGCAGCGAUAGAAACGGAAAGGCAAUUUAAAAGAACUUUUUGCUCAAUUUCUUUUAAAAAUAAAAAUUGAUGUGACUACAAUCUUGUGCAACUUCACUUAAAUUUUCAGUGAAGCGACUAAUUUUUUGCAAUUCGUGUCUGAAAGAAGUUUGCAACGAGUGCCGGCGUACGCCCUGUUGGACGUUGAUCGACGAGUGGUUGACUGAAAUUCGGUCUUAAUUUUUUUAUCUUCAUCCUUUUGUAUGUACAAAAACCUCAUAUAUGUAUAUUUUUUGUUAAUAAUGCCCACUUAUUUGUUAUCGUUUUAUGAGGGGUUGCACUAUGUGUUUAACUUGUUAUUGAACACCCUUGUCGCUUUCGUAGAAACUACUAUACGAAGAUUUUGAGGUACAAAGAACACUAAUAUUUGUAGGAAUGUUAAUUAUUGUUACUUUUAUUCUUUUUGUUGAAACUUUGAAUACACUAAUUACCACUUUGCAGAAAUUGUUAUGAACUGAAAUAAAGUAAUGAGCUUCAGUUUUUGCUUUCUCUGUGAGUCUAUGAGUUCGAAAGGCUCAAAUGAUUAUUUAUGUGAGUCAAGCUCAAAUUUUUAUUCUUUUUAAAGGUACCCUAGAGAAAAGUUUUUAUUUUGUUUUUUAAGGCGCUUUCAAAGGCUUGGAAUUAAAAAAGUAUAUUCAAAAUUUCGUUGUAAAAAUUGAAUUUCUACGACAGUUCUCCAAAAAAAAAAAACAAGCUACGCUCUUGAAGUAGUGGAAAAAAGGGAAUAAAAAACCUUUCAAUAGUAAGACGACUAUUUCUGAUGAUAAAGCGACUUCAAAAAAAGAUAAGACGUUUAUGAUUCAAAUUUUUCGACUCCUGGAAUGUUCAUAAUUUUUUUUUUCUGCUCAGAUUUCAAAGAACUGUCACUUUCGUUUUUCGCAUAAGAAUUGCAGCUUUGAAUGUGUGGCUGGGAGCGAGAAAGGACGAAUGUUUGGUAGGGAGCGGGAGUGUUUUCUGUGAGCGACUGGCGCCGCCGUGAGCGAGGCGGCUGGCAGUCAGCUGAGCGGCCGACCGCUCACGGGUCGUCUCCCUUCCUUUUUCACCCUUCCGUUCCACCUUUUUAUUCUCUACCAUCCCACUGAUUACCUAAUUUUUGAGUUUUUCGAAGAAUCAUUUGGGUUUGUUGAGACUUAAUUAUUGGCUCGACUUUGUUCCAAGCCUUGAAAUGAUAAAAGAGAUGCCCAACAUAAAAUUUUUCUGAAGUGAUUAGACAGGAAAUUGUGCCCAAAGGAAUCUUAUUUUAUCAUCGCGUUUUUCAUCGGCAUCCGAAGGAAAAGGAUCAGUUUUUUUCGCGUGUUCAUUGCGUUAGCCGAAUAACCGGAAGCUUUUUGAAGUUUUCAAAGCUUAGAAGCCUUGAGCUACUUCGAACGACGCUCAAACGGCUUUUUGCCUCGAUAACUAUAAAAUUUGUCUAUGCUCCUUUAAAAACCCCCAGCAAGAAAAGGGUGAAUAAGCUGAAACGCGUUGAGUUCUCUCCUGAGAAAACCUCCGAUUCUUCAGUCUUAGAGACUUAUCAAGAGAAUAGGCACUGAAAUUUUCCUAGUCUUCAAAUUUUUGACGUGAACUUUUUGGAGUUGUUAUUCGUUAGAUAGAAAAACAUAUAGUCAUCCGUUAAAACUGUGAUACUUUGAAUUUUUUAUGAAUCGUUUUCGUUUUAAAAAAAAAACUAAAAAACUCAUAAUUUAGAAAUCUGCUCACAUUUUGGUUUUCGAUGACUUCGACACGAAUGACAGUGCUACGGCGGCCGGUGAAUAUUGCGCCGUCAGAUUCGGAGUUCCAGGAAAUUUAUUUACUUUUUUUUGCACUUAGUUUUGAAUCUUCCUGUCAAGGUUACAAAAUAAGUUACGCAACAAAAAGUUAACAAGUUUUCAUUUUAUUACCGAAAAAAAAACCUAUCUAAACUGAAAUAGACCGUCGUGUGUCGAACAGGCCAAAGCAACGUGGCUUUUUCUUAUUUCUAAUUUUGGAAAAAUGAAACUGACAAGUGCUGCUGUAUUGGAAAGGCUGAAUGGAUUCAAGCCAACUAAGAGCUCUCUUAAAGACCUUCUUUCCUGAAUUUAAGAGAAUUUUUUUUUAGUUCAAACCACGCAGUGUCUUUUUUCUCCAUUUAUCUUUUUGGAGAAUGAUUCGUGUCAGCGUCAUUUAUCGUGGGAAAUGAGUUUUUUUUUUUACAAAUUUCACCUGUUUUUGAAAAGAUCUUGUACCUUUUUUCGAAAUAGUUAUUUGAAGUCGAAGUAUUUUGCCCAAAAGUUCCACGGACGGAAAUGACUACAUUAUUAGGUUGUUUUCUUCACUAAGAAUAACUGCCGAGAUAAACGCGAGACACUGGCGGUACAUUGACGAGCUCGCAAAUAUCUCGCUUUUUUUUCUCGCGCCGGUCUCGCAUUUUUCUGGGCGCGAGCUCGCAUUUCUCUCGCAAUUUGAAAAUUUCCGAAGUGCAAGAUAAAUGCGAGAUGGCGCCGAGAAAAAUGCUAGGUCGCGCCGAGAGAAAUGCGAGAUCGCGCCUAGAAAAAAGCGACAUUUUUGCGAGUUCGUCAAUGUACCGCCACCGACCUCGCGUUUAUCUCGUCAGUUAUUCUUAGUGUUUGUGAAAGAGUCAUUUUCGGCGCCCCGUUCUUUCACUCGUUUUCCGUCAACAAAUUUUUCAAGGUGUGGUUCCAUUUAUCCAUUUUUUUGUGAAAUGAAAUUUUUCUGAAUAAUAUAGUGCCUAUAUAAAACUUUUUUCAAGUUUGAGUUGAAAAUGACGUAAAAUUUAAUGAAGCAAAAAUGCUCAAAAAAUUUUCAAGUGUCUCCAUAACUUCAGGAACUCCACCUAUACUUCUUAAAAUAUUUUUGCACAGACUACAAGAAUUUUUUUCUGAAAGUAGAAAAUUUCGUUUUUAUAAACUGAAAUACACCGUUAGAAAAGAUUGUGAAACAAAGGUUGUUUUUGUGUUGGAAACCCAACUUCAGAAGAUUUAUUGAUGGGCUUUUCAAAGAGCCCUCCUCCAUUUUUAUGUUGCGAAUCGUCGCGAGUCCAGAUCGCAACAUUUUUUUUUCGCCGGUUCGUAGCAAAAAUAUAAAACUGCUUAGUUCAUUGAGAAAUGAACUUUUUACUUUAUCUGAAAUCUCACUUGUAAAUAAGAAGAUUUUUGAUGUUUGAUUUUAAAAAAAAAUAUAGGGAUUUGAAAAAAGGAGGACAAAGACUAAAAAGCGCUACUGUAGAUUUGUUCGAAUAUUUAUACUUUUUGAAGAAAAAGGGAUAUUGAAGUGAAAAUGAAGUUUACAGGAACAUUUAGUGCUGUUUUGGUUUUGGACUCAUUUCUCGGCGCAAUACUAGAUUAUAGAAGUUUUAUUCUGUGAUUAAUUUCUGGAGGUGGGCGGAUGAAUAGAGCUUACCGUAGAAACUACCUUUUCGGAUAUUUGUAGUCGCAUAUGACCGCUCUUAUUUAACGAGUUCCUGUCUCUUACAUCCUCAUUAGUUUUUCUCUUCUUUUUUUUCGUUCUCACAUAGCUUGAACUCAACUUUUCUUGUUUUUUAAAGUUUUUCAACGAAAAAAUAUAAAAAGAAAGACAUAUUUGCCUUAGUUAGUACUCUUUUGAUAAUUAAUUUCUUCUAAAUCGUGCUAUUCGCUCGCAAAAAAUUUUUUCAAAAAAAAAAAAAAAAAUUUUUCUACAGGUAAUUACAACUGGGAGCGGACCUCGGCUCGAAAAUCCAGCUUCGGAGCCGGAUCAGCGGCUUCAGUUACAGAGCAUUGUCUACUUUUUACGGGUAUUCCAACCAUCGGCAUCAUCUCUCAUUGCUACUCCAGCUUCUUCUAAUUUUUCUACAUAUUAACUGUAAUUAUUCAGAAUAUAUCGCGAAUAUUCGUUUUCGAAAAGCGAAAAUAUCCCACAUUUUAUCAGUAAUGUUUGAGAGAGUAAGCAUAGCUGAGAUAUAUCAUCACGUUUCCGCAAGUUUAUUCUGAGGGCAGAAUUUUCAGGAGAUUGAGCCAUUUUCUCCUUGCUUCCUAACGGAAACAGAAAAUCAAUCAUUUGCAAAGCUUCAUUCAAAGUUUUAUUGUUUUAGAUAUUUUUUUUUAUUCUUAGGGUGGUGGCAGCGUACCGAACAACCACGUUUCAUGAAAAUCGUACCAAAAGCUGAAAAUGGCAUUCUCAGUUGAAAAAGGAAAUUCUCUGAAUUUUUGCGAGCCCUGUUUUGUUUUGUUCAAAAACGCCUAAUUAAAAUUCGAAAAAAGAUGGUUUCCUUUUUUCAGGAAUUUUCGAAAUUAUCCAGAAAAUUUUUUUGAACAAUAUUUACUCUUUGAGAAGACUAGCUUUUUUCAGAGUGUUUUCCAGUUUAAACUUGAUUGACCUUGCAGGUGAGAUGUCGUCGAACGGUUACGGCGACAGCGGACCGGUCAGGUCGGCCUCCCACGCCGGCUCGUGGUACAGCGGCAACCAACGGGAGCUCGACCGACAGCUCUCCAAGUGGCUCGACCAGGCCGGCGAGUCCGUCGGCGUUGCUCGCGCCGUCAUCUCUCCGUGCGUGUUUGUUUGGUCUAUCAAGGCAUCGUAUUGCUUUUACCUUGAUUUCUUCCUGUCUAUUCAGCAAUUUUUAGCAAACUCAAUUCUCUUUGCAAUCAAUAACUGUGCUUCUCACUUGUUGAUAUAAGAAAGACCGUGUUGAUUGCGAAAUCGAGCCUAUCUGAACAAAUGGUAUUAAAAUCAAUUGUUCAGGCUUCUUUUUUUUUUCAAACUUUUUUUCAUUAAAAUUAUAAAAGACAGGAAAACGUUGAAUUGCUCAUAAAUAGGGUUUGACAUUUACCGGCAAAAUAGGACUUCUUUCACAGUGGGCGAGAAAAUUUUUUUCAAUGCAUUAAGUCUGAAUAUGAAGUCAUUUUAUUUCAAAGAGGAAUAAAAGUUACUAAAGAGCUGACCAGCUGCUCGUAGACAAAGUGGGUUUCUCUGUGAAGGGAAUAAGGUUUUUCCCCAAGUAUUUACUCAUUUUUGGAAAUAAAACCUUUUUCUUCUUUCUGGCUUCAACAAUUUUUUUCUUCAUGUUCAUUUUUUUUUUCAAAUAAAGUUAAAUCAAAGUUCUCCUUUUUUUGGUACACACGAAUUAGUUUGACAGAAUAAAUGUAGAAAAUAUAUGAACUUAGGAUAUCGGAACUGGUGGUAAUGGAGGAUAAAGAGUGCUUAUAUUUUCAAACCAUUUUUACAAGUUUAUAACUGAGAUCAUUUUUUUUCGUAUUCCAAUAGUAUCCAAAAUUUCUGAUUACUGAAAAAAUUUCAUUUGGUUUCAGCCAUGCUGGAUACUCUUACUGCGGCGAGACAGCGGCCUAUGCCUUCAAGCAAAUCGUUCCUGAUACUAUGUACGUUGACUGAUUUCAUUGGUUAAAACUUAAAAUAACCGUUUCAGCAAUCGUAUUUUCGUGCUGGGACCUUCACACGUCGUGUCUCUCAGCGGCUGCGCUCUCACCACCUGCUCAUUGUAUCGGACACCUCUUGCAGACCUGCACAUCGAUCAAACUGGUUAUAGUUUGAUUGUUUCGCUCAUACGAAAAAUCAUGAGGAAGGCUUUAAGAAAGAUAAAACUACUUCUUAAAAAGUUUUGAAAAACCGCUGAGGAUCCUGAACCUUCCAAAACGUGUACUCCAUUUGCGCAUCAAAAAUGCGGAGUAGAAUCUGACGAAUAAUACAUUUAAUUUUUUGCGUUUUCUGAAAGUUUUUUCAAAAACAUUCUAAAACUAAAAACUGUCCCAGAAAACCUUCGAUAUUUUAUUGAUCAAAAUAAUAUGUUUUCCUGAAUGAAAAAUGAAAGUUCAGUGAAUGACGAGUUGAAAGCGACGCGACAAUUUGAUUCGAUGGACCGAAGGGAUGAAGAAACCGAACACAGCAUUGAAAUGCAGCUGCCUUUCAUAGCCAAGGUCAUGGGAAGGUUGAAACUUCUACAGAAAAUCCACCUGACGCAUCCUUUUAAGUCGGAGAUUCACAAUUGUCCCCGUUUUGGUUGGUUCUUUGCCAGGCUCCAAACAACUGUCCUACGGAAAAAUCUUCGCCAACUACCUUGAGGAUCCGCGGAAUCUCUUCGUCAUCUCUUCUGAUUUCUGCCAUUGGGGUUCAAUUUCCGUAUUCCUCCUGACGAAAAAACAUCAUUUCUAGGUGAUCGCUUCAGUUUUUCUCCUUUUGACCGAAACAGUGGCGUUCCCAUUUUCGAGCAGAUUUCAUCACUGGACCAUGCUGUGAGAGUCCAAAAUGGAAAAAUAGCAAUUUGAAGUUGCAGGGAAUGAAGGCGAUCGAGUCCCUGAAUCCGAGCGUCUUCAACGAAUACUUGAAAAAGACGCAGAACACGAUUUGUGGAAGAAAUCCUAUUCUCGUCAUGCUUCAGGUUGAAUUAGGAAAAAAGAAAAAAUUUUCAGAAAAGCAGGAAAAAAAUGUGUUAUUCAAAAACGGAUUUUUUUUCACAAGUUCUUCUGAGAAAAGGUGCAUUGGAUGAUUUGAAUUUGGGAAUUCCAAAAGAUUUUGGAAAAGGUAGAAUGGGUAACCGCCACGGAUAUUUUGGCGUUGUUGGUUUUUCAUGAGGAUAAAAGUGCUAAACCAAAUCAUAAAUAUUUGUCCAAAAGAGUAGACUUUUAGGACAGAAAAGUUAGCGUAACUUAAAGAUUGCGAAAGCGUUGUAAAAAUAAAAAGAUACCUCAUUUUUUAUUAAAAUUUUAUGUUUUACGUAUUCUUUUAGUAAUGACUUGAAAGAGGGUUUUUUUAUUAUUGAGUUCUCAUUGUCCAUUUUUCAAACUGAAAAUUUGAUUAUUAUCUCUGAUAGAUUGAAAAGUUUGUCUCAUCUUAUAUUUAUUUUUUGCAGGCUGCUGAUCAGUAUCGUAAAAUGAACAAUCAUACACACGAGUUCCGAUUCCUCAACUACUCUCAGUCCAACAAGGUUGUUAUUUUUUUAAUCUAAAAAAAUUCAAAAGUUGAUGUUCAGGUCCGUUCGGCAAGCGAUUCUUCGGUUUCCUACGCCGCGGGUGCCCUUUUCUUGCACCCGAAAUGA
Messenger RNA from Caenorhabditis auriculariae, 8750 nucleotides. The record is from the annotation of a GenBank genome assembly. NCBI's taxonomy places the organism in Eukaryota, Metazoa, Nematoda, Chromadorea, Rhabditida, Rhabditidae.